ACAUUGAAUCCAGUCCACUUUUGGACUCUUCUUAUCGUAGUAACAACGAUUGCAUUUUGCACAAAUAUUGUCCAUUUCAUCAUCUGUCUCAUCAUUGUCAUCCAAUUGUACAAUGACAUCAUUAUUUUCUGAAUCAUCGCUGCUGGUGAUGGAAGGGUCAGCAUGCCUGACGCCGUUGGGCGCUCCUGGCACUUGCAUCUCUCUGUACGACUGCAGCGAACUUUUAAGUAUCGUGAAUAAAGGUAGUAAGUCUGAAGAAGAUAUAUUGACCUUAAAACACUCUAGUUGCGGAUAUGACGGGACCACACCAAAGGUAUGCUGUCCAGGAGAAAAACGGACGAGUAACACAUGCUUGACGCCAGACGGUCAGCGGGGCGAAUGUGUAGGCCUCUAUAUGUGCAAACAUAUCUCGGAUAUGGUCAAGCCACCUGUCUCGAUGGAGACUAUUACUUUCGUCCAGAAGUCAAGAUGUACGGGCCCUAGCCACUACAGCGUGUGCUGCGGUCUACCAGCAGACUCAACAACCACCAAUAAGCCUACUACAGGUGUCAGCAGUGUUUGUAACACACGUGGUAUUCCGUCUCCUGGCUGUUGUGGGAAGCAUUCUGCAUUUUUAGACAGGAUUACUGGUGGCAGUGUAACAAACGUGUACAAAUAUCCCUGGUUGGUCCUAAUCGAGUACAUCGAGAAAAAAAUGACAUUUCUUCGUUGCGGAGGGAGUCUCAUCAGCGACCGAUAUGUGCUCACUGCUGCGCAUUGCGUCACUGGACCAGGAGUUAAUACUCCUCCCCGCAAAGUACGCCUAGGCGAGUAUGACACUUCAAACGAAUUCUACCAAAAGGACUGCGUUUUUUACAAAGGCGUUCGUGAUUGUACUGAUGGCGCUGUCGUUAUACCUAUUUCAAGCAUCAUCCCACAUCCCGACUACGACCCUGAAGAUAGAAGACAACGAAGAAAUGAUAUUGCUUUGCUGAAGAUGACUACAACGGUGUCUUAUACUGAAUUUAUCCGCCCAAUCUGCCUACCAACAACCGAUAUGACUGUAUCGCCGCCUCCAAACUGGAAGUUAUUUGCAGCCGGGUGGGGCAAUGUCAAUUAUACUCAUAACAGUACAGUGAAAUUGGAUGUGGAACUGCCGUAUGUAUGGAAUACUGAUUGCGAAAAUGCAUAUAGCCACCGUCGCGUACUCGUCCUUGGAGAGGGUCAAAUGUGCGCUGGUGGUGAAUUAGGUAAGGACUCCUGCCAAGGGGACUCAGGAGGUCCUCUCAUGUGGGAGAACAGUAGAGGAAAGAAAUUCUAUGAAUUGGUGGGGAUUGUCAGUUUUGGACCAAAUCCAUGCGGAGAGGAGAACGAACCUGGUGUUUACACGAAGGUGUACGAGUACAUUUCUUGGAUCCGUCAGAAUGUUAAUCCUUAGGAUGUUCGACUGAAACUUUUACUAUUGAAUUUGAACCUAAGAUUACUUGGAAAUUUUCCUGUGCAAGUUCAAUUAUAAAUAAAUUAGAGUGACUUAUGAAUUGUAUAUCUUUAUCGAAAUAUAAGAGCCUAAGCACACGGCGUGUUUUAUACGCGCCAUAAACCGCGUCAUGUUUUGAUAAAAUAUGACGUUUUAAUUUUAGGUUUGUCUGUUAAUUUCAGUUAGUUUUUUCAUGAAGCAACUACAUGAAAUUUUAAGUGUAAGCUCCAGUGGAAUAUAUAGGUAAGCAUCUUGCUUGCAACGCGAUGUAUGCGCGUGUUUGAAUCGAUUCACUACAGCGCGUUUGCGGCACGUAUAUGCGCAGAUGACUCGCGUUUACGGCGUGUAUAAAAUACGCUGUGUGCCCGCCGCUGCUCACACACUAUCCUGCAUAUGACCAGCGUAUGGAGUCUCGCAGAACGCAUUGCAAUCGUGUAAUGUGUCCUGCGAGCAAUCCUCCAGGAUAAUGAAUUCCCAAACAACAAAAAUGGCAAAAACCUUUGCCAAACAGACAUAGCAUAAGGUGAAACGCAAAUAAGUCUUGAUUUCUCAAUCUCUAAAUUUCCGAUAGACAUAAAUCCCUUUAAUACCGAGAUAGCAACCUAGUCAUAGUGGUAAUAUUCUCUUUGUAUAUAGCAAAAAGUUUAUACGAGUAUCAUAAUCAAAACAAACUUGAGAGUUUCCAUAUA
Messenger RNA from Hyposmocoma kahamanoa, 2145 nucleotides. Its product is annotated as phenoloxidase-activating enzyme-like. Gene Ontology annotation, biological process: proteolysis. Gene Ontology annotation, molecular function: serine-type endopeptidase activity. The transcript is spliced from 8 exons. NCBI's taxonomy places the organism in Eukaryota, Metazoa, Arthropoda, Insecta, Lepidoptera, Cosmopterigidae. The record is from RefSeq and is a predicted model, not a curated record. Bases 113 to 1417 code for a protein of 434 amino acids.